Molecule: messenger RNA, 1798 nt
Organism: Cygnus olor (mute swan)
Lineage: Eukaryota; Metazoa; Chordata; Aves; Anseriformes; Anatidae
Gene: MED6
Product: mediator complex subunit 6
Exons: 8
Coding region: 67-807 (246 amino acids)
Biological process (GO): regulation of transcription by RNA polymerase II
Cellular component (GO): core mediator complex; mediator complex
Molecular function (GO): transcription coactivator activity
Source: RefSeq, a predicted model, not a curated record
CUCGUCCCGCGGCCGCUGCCCGGCGCCGCUCUGCGCCGCUUCCGGGCCUCGCUGGGGGGCGGCGCCAUGGCGGCCGUGGAUGUGAGAGAUAACCUCUUGGGAAUUUCCUGGGUGGACAGUUCCUGGAUUCCAAUCCUAAACAAUGGGAGUGUGUUGGACUACUUCUCGGAGCGAAGUAACCCAUUCUACGACCGAACGUGUAAUAAUGAAGUUGUCAAAAUGCAGCGAAUGACCUUGGACCAUCUGAACCAGAUGGUUGGAGUGGAGUACAUUCUUCUUCAUGCUCAAGAGCCUAUUCUCUUCAUUAUCCGAAAGCAGCAAAGGCAAUCUCCAACACAAGUUAUUCCAUUGGCUGACUACUACAUUAUUGCUGGAGUGAUUUAUCAGGCACCUGAUCUAGGGUCUGUCAUUAAUUCCAGAGUUCUCACUGCAGUGCAUGGAAUUCAGUCUGCUUUUGAAGAAGCAAUGUCCUACUGUCGCUAUCACCCAUCAAAAGGCUAUUGGUGGCACUUCAAAGAUCAAGAGGAACGAGAGAAAGCUAAACCAAAAGCCAAGAAGAAAGAAGAACCAAGUUCUAUUUUCCAAAGGCAACGGGUAGAUGCUUUGCUUCUAGACCUAAGACAAAAGUUUCCACCCAGAUUUGUUCAGCAAAAGCCUGGAGAAAAACCUAUCCCAGUGGAUCAAAUCAAGAAGGAACCAGAACCAGCCCCUGAAGCUGUCAAGCAAGAGGAAAAAGAGACUGUAAAGAAUGCUCAGCAGAGUGCUAGCGCUAAAGGACCACCUGAAAAACGGAUGAGACUCCAGUGAAGGGAGAAGUUGUUACACGUCUGGAUUAGUAGCUGGAAAACAGCAGAUUCUUGCUCCCCUAUCUUCAUAUUUAAGCUCUUCAACUAAGACUGACAAUUCAGGGAUUGAAGUCCCUGUAACAGCUUUUUCUGUAGAAGCCUGUCACAAAAAUGUUAAUGGCAGGGUGCGAGUUGCCUCAAAGAAGGUGUUUUCAGUUUUUGUCUAAUUUUGAAUGUUGACUCCUGGGAAUGGGUCUUACAGGGAUGUAUUUUGCGGUCUCCUGAAAGCUACAAACCCCUUCAUCCCUUGUGUCUUGGUUUCCUAUGUAAAAAGAAAAAACUUUUAUUAAAAAAAUCUGAAUUUUCAGCAAAUAAAAUCUUGGCUGCUACAAUGCCUUUCUUAAAUACUUUGUUAGUAGCAAAUAUGCCAUAUGUGCUGGCAUUUUUUUUUUUUUUGCUGGAUAUCAGAAUAUAUCAUGCUAUUUUGAGGAAGGCAAGUUCAACUAAAAGAUUUAGGCUGUCCGCUAUAAAUUGCAGUGCCUUUAGUGUGCUUGGGAUAAAGAUCGGAAAUUUGAUAGCUGGAGACUCAAGUCCAUGUUAUUAGAUACCAAACUGCUCUAAGCCUCUGAUACGUUCUUGGGCGCUUAUUUUACUUGAAGGCUUAGCUAGUGUUUUAUAAUAAAACCUAGACUUCUGAGGGAGACUUAUGAUGGCAUAAAACAGGGUAAAUUGUCCUGCAGUUGUAAGCCCAGAGUGAGAAUGUUUACAUUUCUCCUUUUUACCACACUGUCACUCAAAUAUCAAUUACAUACCUCUUCAUCUGUGCUUCUAGCACCUUCUUGCUGCAUCUUACCACCUUGAUUAGUCAUCUGCCUUUUAGACCAGAGGAGUUAGGGCAGUGGAGGAGAAGGAUUGCUAACAGUAACGCACUUUGCUACUUAGGUAUGCUGCUUACAGAAAUCAUUUUUUUGGCUUGCAGAAGAAAAAAAAAUAAAGCAAUUCAUUGCAAAGAA